Monascus purpureus is the source of this 354-nucleotide messenger RNA. Lineage: Eukaryota; Fungi; Ascomycota; Eurotiomycetes; Eurotiales; Aspergillaceae. The record is from the annotation of a GenBank genome assembly.
AUGUCUUACUUUUCCGGCAAUUGGAACCCGUCCUAUGUCGGAGGACUUCCGAUGACAAUCUCCCUAUCCGGUCGAUUGAAGGAGCUUGAUCAUAUUCUCGGUUUUGACGGUGACAUGCGAUAUGUUGCCGCCCAAUUAGACACGGCUGUCAACCCCUUGAAUCAGGUUCAUGGAGGCGAUAUGGGUGUUGAUCCGUCCAGCGUCCGCGCAUCCCUUACAGCAAUACAGGCGUAUACCAGGGAGCGACAAUCUGUGGACCAGGAUACGGAUGAUGCCGCUGCAAGGAAGCAGUUGCCCUACCGCGACAAAGGUGCUGACGUGCUUAUUGACUUGCGACUAUGGAUCUUGUUGUGA